Molecule: messenger RNA, 759 nt
Organism: Pestalotiopsis fici W106-1
Lineage: Eukaryota; Fungi; Ascomycota; Sordariomycetes; Amphisphaeriales; Sporocadaceae
Exons: 2
Coding region: 1-759 (252 amino acids)
Source: RefSeq, a predicted model, not a curated record
AUGGAAGAGGUUUUCCCUAAAACCAGAUACAUCUUGGCUCAGCCUGAUGAAACUGGAACAGGCUCAAAGCUGCAUGCAUGCCAGUGCCCUGCUGCACCUGCAGUAACAGGCGUCGGCCCUUUCGCGCCUGGAGUCAAUGAUGACUGCCAAGGAGUCCAUAUCAAUGUAGUCAGAACGGAUCCGGCCAAUGGCACAACCGUGUCGAAAACCAUUCCUCUGGAUGAUGUUGAAAAGUGGAAGUCCGAAGGAUGGAAUAUUUGGUACUAUCCAAGCCGUCCAUGCAAUAAAGACAAGAACGGUGUGGAUCCCCGCCCGAUCUCAGCUCCUGAGGACAUCAUUCACCAAGACAAGCCACAUAGGGACACAAUGAAGCUCUUUCAUACCGGAUCUUCCUUUGACGAUCUAUCCUUUGAGUCAAGAGGCGACAACAAGGCGAACGCCGGCCGUCAGAUCACGAAAGACAUGAUCCCAAAGAAGAAUUGGAACUUGGGAAGAGAACCUGUUACGCUUUGGUGCCCUGAGAAUCCCACCUCGACCAUAUAUCUCCCUCCAAUGAACGAGUCUAGUCAGAAUGCUGCAGGCGGUGAGGAAGAGAUUGAGACAGCCACCAAGAGGUCUCUUUGGGACAGAUUCAAUCCUUCAGAAGCUCACCUGAGCCGUUUCCAAUCAAUUGGCUAUGGUCUCGGUGGCCAAGUUCCUCUCGGUGGUCGUGGAGGUCGAGGAGGUCGUGGCAGCGGGUUCAUAAGCCGUUUCGGAUAG